AUGGCAUCAGGGUUCUUCCUCCUUGUCCUUUUGGCUCUAUCGGCUUCUCAUGCUCUUGCCUCCGACCCAGGCCAGCUCCAGGAUUUUUGCAUCGCUGACAGGACAUCCCAAGUUUUUGUCAAUGGAUUUGCAUGCAAAGACCCAAAGACUGCCUUGGUAGAGGAUUUCUUUUUCUCUGGCCUUCACAUGGCCGGGAACACGAGCAACAAGCAAGGUUCUGCAGUGACCGCAGUUAACGUGGCGCAGAUUGCUGGGUUGAACACUUUGGGCAUCUCCCUGGCCCGUGUCGAUUAUGCACCCUACGGUCAAAACCCACCGCAUAUCCACCCCCGUGCAACCGAGAUCCUAACCGUGCUGGAAGGCUCGCUCUAUGUUGGUUUCAUCACCUCGAACCCUGAAAACAAGUUGUUCUCAAAAUUUCUUAACAAAGGGGAUGUGUUUGUGUUUCCACAAGGGCUGAUUCACUUUCAGUUCAACUACGGAACCAACAAGGCGAUAGCCAUUGCAGCGCUGAGCAGCAAAAAUCCUGGAGUGAUCACCAUAGCCAAUACAGUGUUUGGAUCGAAUCCAUCCAUCUCAGGUGAUAUACUUGCCAAAGCCUUCCAGGUGGACAAGAAGAUGGUAGACCAUAUUCACGCUCAGUUCUAG
This is a messenger RNA of Aegilops tauschii subsp. strangulata, 648 nucleotides long. RefSeq names its product putative germin-like protein 2-1. Gene Ontology annotation, molecular function: manganese ion binding. The record is from RefSeq and is a predicted model, not a curated record. Lineage: Eukaryota; Viridiplantae; Streptophyta; Magnoliopsida; Poales; Poaceae.